Molecule: messenger RNA, 1191 nt
Organism: Wyeomyia smithii (pitcher-plant mosquito)
Lineage: Eukaryota; Metazoa; Arthropoda; Insecta; Diptera; Culicidae
Gene: RhoGAP16F
Product: WW domain-containing protein tag-325
Exons: 7
Coding region: 109-1191 (360 amino acids)
Biological process (GO): regulation of GTPase activity; signal transduction
Cellular component (GO): cytoplasm
Source: RefSeq, a predicted model, not a curated record
CAUCAACUACGUGAGAACAUUCAAAAACAUACAUGCCUAGCUCACAACCGGAUUUGAAAUCUUGUUACGGAGUACAAACUAGUCAACAAUAUUAAACAGGAAGCAAAAAUGGCCAAAACUUCACGCGACAAUUCAGAGUUGAUUAAAAUUAGACGACCAACAAGUCUUACCAAUAGUUUCACUAAUCGGUCUGCGAAUCAGAAAAGGCCACCUCAUCAACCGCAGGCUAACAGAGGAUCAAAGUUCUUUGCAGAAAGCUCUGCUGGAAUCAACACUAUGGAACAAUUCAACAAUCAACAGCAUCAGAGGCUCCUCGAAGAAAAUAAAACACGCUACAAUCAAAAUUUGACCUACAAUUCUUUGUUAGCAUCGCAGAGAAAACUGCUCGAGGAAAAUAAAAUAUUAAAAAGUCAAAAUCACAAUUUGAAGCAAGAGAAUAUUGAACUUAAACAAGCAUAUGAAGAGUUACAGGAAAACUAUAACACUUUGUUAGAUUCACAGAAAAGCUUUGAUGCCGGUAAGCUACUAGUAUUCCUAAAACUGAAGCGUCGUACGGAUAAGGAAACACUUGAAAAGCGUAACAUUAUUCAAAAUGAGGCUUGCUUCAAUACCUACCUGGAACGAGUGAUAAUGAAUAGCGAUCCUCGAAUUCCUAAGAUCGUUUUUGAGUGCGUGACAAUCAUAGAAUCAAACGAGAAGUUUAUGAAGGCUGGCGGUCUUUAUCGGGUAUCAGGGAAUCAUAAUGUUAUCCAGAAUCUACGCUACGAUAUAAACGCUGAUAACUACAAGAAACUUCGCAAACAGAAAACACCACACGAGGUAUGUGGUAUACUUAAGUUGUUCCUGAGGGAGUUGAAGGAACCGCUUGUGUCGUUGAGUCUACUCCGUCAGAAGAUUCCAGGUCCUUCGGACAUGAUAAAUAACAGAGUAUUGAAGGUACUGGAACUUGUAAACUCGCUGGAUGAUCUACGGAAAACCACAUUGGGCUUUCUCAUUAAGCAUUUAUGCAGAAUCGCUGCGAUAGAGGAAAACGAAAUGGACACCAAAAGUCUCGGCAUUUUGAUGAGUUCCUGCAUAUUCAAUGAAACUUUGACUGACGUAUGCCCGGAGCGAUUUGAGACGACGAGUGCAAUUCCACGGCAAUGUAUUGUGACUAUGAUGGAGUCUUGUAACUUUAUUUUUAGAGAUUAA